Molecule: messenger RNA, 2497 nt
Organism: Aethalodelphis obliquidens (Pacific white-sided dolphin)
Lineage: Eukaryota; Metazoa; Chordata; Mammalia; Artiodactyla; Delphinidae
Gene: OAS2
Product: 2'-5'-oligoadenylate synthetase 2
Biological process (GO): defense response to virus; negative regulation of viral genome replication; regulation of ribonuclease activity
Cellular component (GO): nucleoplasm; cytosol; membrane
Molecular function (GO): 2'-5'-oligoadenylate synthetase activity; double-stranded RNA binding
Source: RefSeq, a predicted model, not a curated record
GCAGGCGGACUCUCAACCACUGCGUCACCAGGGAAGCCCUGGAGGCUGCAUUUUUAACCUUCAGUAUUCCUUGAGAGCAGCUGAAAGGCUGAUCAUCACAGCUUGGGGGAGGGCAAAACCCUGGAUUGAGGCAGCCGGCUUGGGAAGGUUCUGUGAGUUUCCUUUUCCCCAGACAUGAGUUUCGGUUUCAGUCUCCGGGCAUAGGAGUUCCUCAUUCUCUUCUGCCUCCAGCUCUGCCAUUAGCUGUCAUCUCAGCAGCCAGCCAGAGCAAUGGGAAACUGGGAGUCCCAUCUCUACGAACGGCCUGCCCAGAAACUGGGUGAGUUUACCCAGGACAACCUGAGGCCCUUUGAAGACUGUCAGAAACAGAUCGACCAGACCGUGGACACCAUCUGUGCAGUCCUGCAGGAAGCUGAGCAGCUCCCCCUGGUGACCGGCGUGGCCGAAAGUGGCUCCUAUGGCCGGAGAACGGUCUUGAGGGGCAACUCCGAUGGUACCCUCGUCAUCUUCAUCGGUGGCCUUGAAAAAUUCCAGGAUCAGAAAAAAAGCCAACAUGACCUCCUCAGCAAAAUCUGGGCACAGUUGAAACGCUGUGAGCUCACGAUGAAGCUGGCAGCCAAGAUGGAGAUCCAGAGCAUCAGUGGCAACCUCACCAUCCAGCUGUCCACAGAACAGCAGAGCAUCACUUUCGAGAUGCUGCCCGCCUUCAACGCUCUGGGCUUAAGUGAGAAGCCCAGCCUCUGCACCUAUCGAGAGCUCAAAAGAUCCUUGGAUAUGGUGAAAGCCAGCCCCGGUGAGUUCUCGAUCUGCUUCACUGAACUCCAGGAGAAGUUUUUUAGCAACCAUCCCAGCAAGCUGAAGGAUUUGAUCCUCUUGGUAAAGUACUGGUGUCAAAAGUGCCAGGAAAAGCUGAAGGAUUCAUCCCUGCUGCCCCUGUAUGCGCUGGAGCUGCUUACGGUCUAUGCCUGGGAACAGGGGUGUGGAGCAGAAGACUUUGACAUAAGAGGCAUCAGGACUGUUCUGGAGCUUAUCAGGAAGCAGGAACAGCUAUGUGUCUACUGGACAGUCAACUACAACUUUGAGGAUAAGACUGUCCGCAACAUCCUGCUGGGCCACCUCCGAUCCCCGAGGCCAGUAAUCUUGGAUCCAACUGACCCAACCAGUAAUGUGAGCGAAGAUAACACCUGCUGGCAGCUGCUAAAACAAGAAGCUCAAACCUGGUUAUCUUCUCUCAGGCUGAACGAGUCACCUGGACUGUCCUGGAAUGUUCUGACUGCACUGCUCUACAUGACCCCAGGCCGUCUUCUAGACAAGUUCAUCAAGGACCUUCUCCAGCCCAACAGGACUUUCCUAGAUCAGAUCAAGAAAGCUGUUGACAUCAUCUGUAAGUUUCUUAAGGAAAAUUGCUUUCGACAUUCAACUACAAAGUGUCAGAAGAUUGUCAAGGGGUCAACCGCCAAAGGCACGGCUCUGAAGAGCGGCUCCGAUGCCGACCUUGUUGUGUUCGCGGACCCGCUGAAAAGCUACACCUCCCAGAAAAACGACAGAUGCAACAUCAUCAAGGAAAUCCAUAAGCAACCGGAAGCCUGUCAGCGGGAGAAGGAUUUUGAAGUGAAGUUUGAGAUUUCAAAAUGGAAGGCUCCCCGGGUGCUGAGCUUAACUCUGAAAUCCAAAGUCCUCAACGAAAGUGUUGACUUUGAUGUGCUGCCUGCAUUUAAUGCCCUAGGUGAACUGAAGUCUGACUCUACACCCAGCCCCAGGAUCUAUGCUGACCUCAUCUAUUUGCAUAAAUCCUCAGACGCCCUGGGGAGAGAAUUUUCUACCUGUUUCACGGAGCUACAGUGCAAUUUCGUUUGCUCCCGACACACCAAACUGAAGGAUUUGAUUUGCCACUGGUACAAAUGGUGUGGAAGCAAACUGAAGCAAAAGGGGUCUCUGCCCCCCAAAUAUGCCUUGGACCUGCUUACCAUCUACGCCUGGGAGCAGGGGAGCGGGGCGCAGGAUUUUGACACGGCUGAAGGUUUCCGGACGGUCCUGGAGUUGGUCACAAACUAGCAGCAUCUCUGUGUCUUGUGGAUGGUCAGCUACAACUUUGAUGAUGAGAUUGUGAGGCGCUUCCUCCCGACCCAGAUCCAGAGAACCGGGCCUGUGAUCUUGGACCCAGCCGAUCCUACUGGCGACGUGGGUGGAGGGGACCAUUGGUGUUGGCAUCUUCUAGCAGAAGAAGCUACUGAAUGGCUGUUGUCUCUCUGUUUCCGAGACGGGUCGGGUUGUCCCAUACAAUCGUGGAACGUGCCAGUAAGAAUCAUCUAAAGGAAGUGGCAGUCACCAGGAAGCUGGGGAGCAGGGACACAUUCUAUUGUCAGUGAGAUGCACUUAUUCAGGAGGUGUAGAUUCCUGGAAUAAUAAUGCUGGAAGAAACUUCUAGAGACCACCAGGCAACUGCUUUUUUUUUUUAUGGUUAAUAAACUACAAAAUUUACAAACCCAAGCCUGAA